Molecule: messenger RNA, 2238 nt
Organism: Syzygium oleosum
Lineage: Eukaryota; Viridiplantae; Streptophyta; Magnoliopsida; Myrtales; Myrtaceae
Product: 7-deoxyloganetin glucosyltransferase-like
Exons: 2
Coding region: 418-1881 (487 amino acids)
Molecular function (GO): UDP-glycosyltransferase activity
Source: RefSeq, a predicted model, not a curated record
UACAACACAAACCCUCCAUUUUUUUGAGCAUGUAUUGCCAACCCUCUUUUUGCAUGGAGAAAUAGUUGUUACUGGUCUUGUGCGAUGAGCGUGCAUAAGCACAUUAAAGGAUAGUCCCAUGAUGUUGUUUCUCUGGCCAUAAAAGGCAUAUUUACAUCGUAUUGAUUAAAGAGAAUUAGUUCUCGGUACAAGCUGGGGAGUUGGAACGCCUAGGAGAACCGAAAAGAAUGAAAAACGAAAAGAAAGCGUGGGUUUGUUUUACGAGCUAAAGCGAUAUAUACAUGAAAUGAAGGCACACUGACACAUCAACUCCAUCUUCUCCAAUUCUGUAAGAGAGCCUAUCUUGACUUCAGAGAGAGAGAGAGAGAGAGAGAGAGAGAGAGAGAGAGAGAGAGAGAGAGAGAGAGAGAGAGAGAGAUGAGUUCUGAAGCAAGAGAUAAGCCUCAUGCAGUGGUCAUCCCCUACCCAGCACAGGGUCACAUAAACCCUAUUUUGAAGCUCGCCAAGAUCCUCCACCACCGAGGCUUUCACAUAACAUUCGUGCAUACUGAGUACAACCACAAGCGCUUGCUCAAGUCCAGAGGCCCGAGCUCUCUCGAGGGCUUGCCUAGGUUUCGCUUCGAAACCAUCCCUGAUGGCCUCCCAACGAGUGAGUCUGAUGAGGAUGUUACUCAACACAUACCUUCUCUCUGUGAUUCCACUUCCAAGAAUUGCUUGGCUCCAUUCAUGAACCUCCUGGGGAGACUGAAUGAAGGGUCCGUCGAUGAUACUGAGGUUCCGAAGGUGAGCUGUGUGAUUGCGGACGGCGCCAUGUCGUUUGCACUUGAUGCUGCCGAGAAGCUUGGAGUACCUGGUGUGCUGUUUUGGACUCCCAGUGCUUGCGGGGCUUUGGUCUAUACUCAGUACCAUAUGCUCCGAGAAAAAGGGCUAUUCCCCCUUAAAGAUGCAAGUUAUCUAACAAAUGGAUUCUUAGACACCACCAUAGACUGGAUUCCUGGUAUGAAAAACAUUCGUCUGCGUGAUCUUCCCAGCUUCAUCCGGACAACCGAUGCUAACGACAUCAUGGUCAACUACAUCAUCAGAGAGAUGGAAAGAACACACAAAGCCUCAGCAGUCAUCCUUAACACAUUCCAUUGCUUGGAAAAGGAUGUUCUAAUGGCUUUCUCUUCCAUAUUUCCGAAUCUUUACACCAUCGGUCCAAUCCACUUACUUCUCAAUAAAAUUGAAGACGACAACUCAUGUUGCAUAGGCUCAAAUUUGUGGAAAGAAGAUCCCGCCUGUUUAGGGUGGCUAGAUUCGAAAGAACCCAAUUCUGUGUUGUACAUAAAUUUUGGGAGCAUUGCCGUGAUAACGGGGGAGCAACUCAUCGAGUUUGCGUGGGGACUGGCUAACAGCCAAAAACCCUUCUUAUGGAUAAUGAGGUCCGACCUUGUCGCUGGUGACAUGGCGGUUCUGCCCUCGAAGUUCCUAGCGGAAACGAAGGAAAGAGGAAUGUUGGCGGGUUGGUGCCCGCAAGAGCGAGUGUUGAGGCAUCCUUCGGUCGGGGGGUUCUUGACGCAUUGCGGUUGGAAUUCGAUGCUGGAGAGCAUCUGCAGCGGAGUGCCGGUCCUGUGUUGGCCGUUCUUCGCAGAGCAACAAACUAACUGCUUUUAUAGCAAGAACGAAUGGGGAAUCGGGAUGGAGAUUGAUAACGAUGUGAAGAGAGACGAGGUUGAGAAGCUUGUGAGGGAGUUGAUGGACGGAGAGAAGGGCAGGGUGAUGAAGAAGAAGGCCAUGGACUGGAAGAGGAAGGCUGAGGAAGCCACUGAGCCUGGUGGGUCGUCUUAUGAAAACUUGGAGACGCUUAUGUCCCGAGUUCUUCUAAAGAAGCUGAACGGGUGAAAUCGAAGAUGAUCCUAUGUGAACACAAGCACAUUCUCUUAUAAUCUUAGCUAGUGGCCUUUUGACGGGCAUAUCAUACCUGUUCUGUAAUAAUCAUUGCACUCCAUGCAAUGGCGACACCUUCGACCCUCUUGCUGCGGCACGAGACAAAGAUGGACGAAGGGAUGUAAUCGAAUACACCAUCUGUCUUAACUUUCAUAUCCAUCGUCUAAAAAUUUUAACUACCAAUUAUAUGUAGUAGUUGAGGUCGGAUGUGUAUCUGAUGGGUUACACAGGCUGUGCACCAUAUAAAAAUUCCAAAAAGCCACUCUAGGAUUGACUUAAUGACAAGAGCAUUCUCAUUCUUUCGUUUCGAAA